Chrysoperla carnea is the source of this 958-nucleotide messenger RNA. Its product is annotated as facilitated trehalose transporter Tret1-like. Bases 11 to 958 code for a protein of 315 amino acids. Gene Ontology annotation, molecular function: transmembrane transporter activity. Lineage: Eukaryota; Metazoa; Arthropoda; Insecta; Neuroptera; Chrysopidae. Gene Ontology annotation, cellular component: membrane. The record is from RefSeq and is a predicted model, not a curated record. The transcript has 3 exons. Gene Ontology annotation, biological process: transmembrane transport.
AGGAAAAAAAAUGAACAAAAAUUCAACCAAAAUGGAAGUGGAAUAUAUUUUUGAUGAAGAUGGUAAUGAAGCCACCAACAAGAAAUAUUUUCAUUUUUCGAAAGAAUUUCGCACACAGUUUGGUAUUGCGUUUGUUGUGAAUUUGUUAAUUUUCAUCAAUGGAACGCAUGUAGGCUGGGUUGCACCAACAAUUCUCAAAUUAACAUCAAAUAAUUCAGAAAUAUCGUUAACAUCAUCUGAAAUAUCAUGGCUAGCUGCGACAUUACCACUUGGUGGAGGAAUUGGUCCAAUAUUUGGAGCAAUAUUUGCAAAUACAGUUGGUCGUAAAAACGCUAUUUUACUCGCAACUAUCCCUGAAAUAAUUACAUGGAUUAUUAUUGCAUAUGCCAAAAAUGUAUAUCAUUUAUGCAUAGCAUUAUUUAUAAAAGGAAUUAUUGGAGGUUCUGCUAUGCCUGCUGUAUCAAUGUAUCUUGGUGAAAUCUCAUCACCACAGUUUCGGGGAAGAAUUCUAGGAAUGCUUUUUCAAUUAAAUUGGGUAUUUGGAUCUCUAUUCGAAACUAUACUUGUGCCAUAUGUUUCCGUAGCGGCUAAUGCAUGGAUUGCUUCAAUCAUACCGUUGCUUUUACUUGUAAUUUUCAUUUGGAUGCCAGAAUCUCCGUAUUUCUAUUUGAUUAAAAAUCAAACAGACAAGGCAAGAAAAUCUCUACGAAUUUUAAAGCAAAGUAACAAUGUUGACGGACAAUUAGAACACCUGAGAAAAGUUAUUAAGGAAGAACAAAAUGAAGUGAAAAAAUUUUCUGAAAUAUUCAGGGUUAAAAAUAAUCGAAUUAGUUUCUUUCUAUGUUUUGGGAUAGUAUCAAUACAACAUUUAACUGGGAUAAGUAUUAUAUUUCCAUAUACUCAAAUACUGUUAGAAAAAUCGAAUUUACCAAUAGAACCUCACAAGAAAUUCACUUAG